This is a messenger RNA of Guillardia theta CCMP2712, 417 nucleotides long. RefSeq lists its product as hypothetical. The record is from RefSeq and is a predicted model, not a curated record. Lineage: Eukaryota; Cryptophyceae; Pyrenomonadales; Geminigeraceae. The transcript has a single exon. The annotation marks the transcript as partial.
AUCCACCUCCGGAUGCUGCAGACGAUCUUCAGCCAUGUGACGGGGAGCAAGGAGCCGAGGGCGAGGAUAGGACGGCACUGGGAGGAUAUUGGGUUCCAAGGAACUGACCCAGCGACGGACCUGCGCGACCUGGGGAUGCUGAGCAUGCUGCUCCUACUGUACGCCUCGAGCAAUCACCUCCAAAAGGUCAAGCAGGUCUUCCUGUUCGCGUCGGAGUCCGCAUCUGUCUCCGACGCGGCUGACCAUGGCUUCCCCUUCAGCCUGCUCGCCAUCAGCCUGUCGAGGAUCUGCCUGGAGGUGCUGAGGACGGGCGGCCUGACUGACGCGAUGAAUCGCGAGCAGAGCGUGUUCGACGUGCUCAACACGUUCUUCAUGGGCCUCCUUCUCGAGUUCUUCUCCCACUGGCGUAAGAACGGG